UCAGGAGACGCGGUGGAGCUGGUGGAGGAAUCUCUGGACGUCAAUUUACUCAACAACGCCGUACGUCUCCGCGUCCAGGGCUGCCCGUUUCUGCCGGGCGGCGUGCACCUCUGCGAAGUGCAGAGCCACUUGGUCGUCCUGCUGAUCACCGCGCAGACGGUGCAUCGCCUGCUCCUGCCGCAUCCCGCCCGCAUGUACCGCAGCGAGCUGAUAACGGAGAGCCAGAUGCAGUCCGUGUUUACAGAUAUCAGCAAAAGCAACUUCAGAGACCCUUCGAAUUACUACGUGAUUCCCAGCGUGCCGGGCCUGGCGUCCAACUCUGUCGCCUCAGCGGCGUGGCUCAGCAGCGAGGGGGAAGCUCUCUUCGCUCUGCCCUCCGCCUCGGGAGGGAUCUUCGUCCUAAAGCUGCCUCCUCACGAUGUGCCCGGAAUGGUUUCGGUUGUGGAAUUGAAACAGAGCUCAGUGGUGCAGCGUUUCCUUACCGGUUGGAUGCCAACUGCCAUCAGAGGUGACUGUGGCCCGUCGGACCUGCCUGUCAGCCUCUCUGUUCACUGCCUAGAUCACGAUGCCUUUCUCUUCGCUCUCUGCCAGGACCAUAAACUUCGGAUGUGGUCCUAUAAGGAUCAAAUGUGCCUGAUGGUUGCAGAUCUGCUGGAGUUCAUGCCGGUCAGCAGGGACCUGCGGCUGGCAGCCGGGACUGGGCACCGGCUGCGACUGGCCUUCUCCCAGUCCCUGGGGCUUUACCUCGGCGUGUACAUGCAUGCACCCAAGCGAGGGCAGUUCUGUGUCUUCCAGCUGGUGAGCACCGAGAGCAACCGCUACAGCCUUGACCACAUCUCCUCCCUGUUCUCCUCGCAGGAGACUCUCGUUGACUUUGCCUUAACCUCGGCUGAGAUCUGGGCGCUGUGGCACAACGAAGAGAACCAGACCGUUGUGAAGUACAUCAACUUUGAGCAAAAUGUCGUGGGCCAGUGGAACCAGGUCUUUGUGCAGCCGCUGCCUGAAGAGGAAGUGACGGUUCGACACGAUCAGGACCCCAGGGAAACCUACCUGGAGUAUCUCUUCAUGCCUGGCCGGUUCACAAACGCAGCUAUCCAGAAGGCUUUGCAGAUCUUUUCUCAAGGAACUGAGAGACACCUGGAUCUGACGUGGGAUGAGUUAAGAAGAGAGGUUACCUUAGCUGUGGAGAGCCAGGGGAGGCUGCUCCCCCUGCCCCGUUUCCAGGGCAGCGUGACAGAGUACGAGUGCUCGCUGGAGGAGUUUUGGCAGCUGCAGGUGGAGUUCUGGUCCAAGUUCUAUGCCUGCUGCCUUCAGUACCAGGAAGCUCUCUCACGGCCCCUGGCCCUGCACUUGAAUCCCUACACCAACAUGGUGUGCCUGCUGAAGAAGGGCUCCCUGUCAUUCCUCGUGCCCUGCUCCUUGGUGGACCAUCUCUAUCUCCUCUCUAACGAGCACCUCCUGGCUGAGGAUGACGCCGCGCUCUUUGAUGAUUUGGAGAUGUCUCGUGAUGUUGUCUGUCUUGUCCAGUGCCUUCGACUGAUCGGAGAAUCAAUUUCCAUGGAAAUGGCAUUCAUCAUGGAAAUGGCUUGCUCCCGCCUCCAGCCUCCAGAAAAGGCUGCAGAGCAGAUCCUGGAGGACUUGAUAGCUAAUGACACGGAAAACGUGAUGGAGGAUAUACACAGCAAACUGCAGGAGAUCAGAAACCCCAUCCAUGCCAUCGGAGUGCUCAUCCGAGAGAUGGACUACGAGACGGACGCUGACAUGGAAAGAGGUUAUCUUUCAGCUCAUCACCUAAAUAUGCGCAUGAACCUCGCCCAGCUGUAUGGUAGUGGUACCGCUGUCAGCGUGGUUUGCUGGGGGGUUUGUAAGAUUGCCACGAUCCGUUUCCUCAUCUGCCGGGACCUGUUGAUCCUCCAGCAGCUGUUGCUGCGGCUUGGAGAUCCUAUGGUUUUGGGAGGGGGCCACCUCUUCCAGUCUCAGCAGGACCUGCUGCACCGCACCUCUCCCCUGCUGCUCUCCUACUACCUGAUCAGAUGGGCAAGCCAGUGCCUGGCGUCAGACGUCCCUGUCGACACGCUGGAGUCUAAUCUGCAGCAUCUGUCUGUGUUGGAGUUAGCAGACACCACUGCUCUAACACCCCAUAAGCUAGUAUCCGGCCCUCAAACAAUUGUGGAGCUGUUUUUCCAGGAAGUGGCCAGAAAGCACAUCAUAUCUCGACUCUUCUCGCAACCAAACACCUCUUUGGCCGAAACAAGUCUGAACUGGCCCCAUCUCAUCACCGCAAUAGUGGCUGACUUUCUGCCGCUCCUAUGGCCCAGCAAUCCCAGCUUCCUCUUCCCCGAGUGCCUGAUGGGGAGCUGCCAGUACAACCAGCUGCCGGAAUACAUUCGCCUGCUGCAGCCGUGGUGCCACGUGAACAUGGGCUCCUGCUGCUUCAUGAUGGGCAGGUGCUACCUUGUCAUGGGUGAGGGGCACAAGGCUUUGGACUGUUUCUGCCAAGCUGCGUCGGAGGUGGGAAGAGAAGAGUUCUUGGACAGGCUGGUCCAGCCUGAGGAGGGUGAGGUGGUCUCCACUCCACGCCUGCAGUACUACAGCAAGGUUCUGCGCUUGCUGGACAUGGUUGGUUUGCCGGAGCUGGUCAUCCAGCUGGCCACCCUGGCUAUCAUGGAGUCGGCGGACGACUGGAGAAGCCAGGCUACGUUGAGGACUUGCAUCUUCAAACAUCACUUGGAUUUGGGACACAACAGCGAAGCAUACGUAGCCUUAACGCAGAACCCAGAUCCCAGCAGGCAGCUGGACUGUCUGCGCCAGCUAGUGGUGGUGCUCUGCGAGCGCUCCCAGCUCCAGGACCUGGUGGAGUUCCCCUACGUGAACCUCCACAAUGAGGUCGUGGGGAUCAUCGAAUCGCACGCUCGGGCCGUGGACCUGAUGACCCACAAUUACUACGAGCUGCUGUACGCUUUCCACAUCUACCGCCACAACUACCGCAAGGGUGAGGCUCGGGGGGGCGUGUCGUGUUCCCUGUCCUCCAUUAACUGCUUACGGCUGAUCCGUCCGGAGUACGCCUGGAUCGUGCAGCCGGCUUCGGGAGCUGUGUACGAACGCCCGGGAGCGUCCCCGAAGAGAAGCCACGAUGGGGAGUGCACGGCUGUUCCAACAACUCGCCAGAUCGAGAUCCUGGAGCUGGAGGACUUGGAGAGGGAGUGUCUGCUGGCCCGGAUCCGGCUGACGCUGGUGCAGCACGACCUGUCCGCAGCGGCUGUGGCAGGCAACUCCACGCCCGAGGAAACGGUGGCUCUCCUGGUCCGGGCCGGCCUCUUUGACACCGCCAUCACCCUGUGCCAAACGUUCAAGCUGCCCUUGACGCCCAUUCACCCCGCUCUGCCUUGCAGGUGCAUCAAGCUGCAGCUGGGAGGGGAGGCAGCGCAGGCAGAGGCCUGGGACUGGCUAGCAGCAAACCAGCUCUCCGCCCUGGUGAGCACCAAGGAGUCCAGUGCCACGGACGAAGCCUGGCGGCUGCUGUCGUCCUAUUUGGAGCGUUACCCGUCCCAGAACAGCCUGUACCACCGCUGCGUCAUCAACAAGCUCUUGGCACACGGGAUUCCUCUGCCCAACUGGCUCAUUAACAGCUACAAGAAAGUGGACGCCGCCGAGCUGCUGCGUCUCUACCUGAACUACGAUCUGCUGGAGGAGGCGGCCGAGCUGGUCCUGGAGUACGUCGAUGCCGUGCUGGGCAAAGGGCACCAGUAUUUCGGGAUCGAGUUCCCGCUGUCCGCCACGGCCCCCAUGGUGUGGCUGCCCUACACCGCCAUCGACCAGCUGCUCCAGGCCCUGCGCGACA
Molecule: messenger RNA, 3841 nt
Organism: Opisthocomus hoazin
Lineage: Eukaryota; Metazoa; Chordata; Aves; Opisthocomiformes; Opisthocomidae
Source: RefSeq, a predicted model, not a curated record